CUGUAUUGAGCAACUUCGGCUGUGCAGACGUACAACCAGGGCAAAAUCUAUAGUCUGUUCCAGUUUGUUAAAGUGUCCCAACAUGUCCAUGAACACAGAGGGAAUGCACGUGAAUCUCAUCGAGGAUCCAGAACCGGAUAUCGGUGAUUACUGCAAUACUGGAGAAGUGCGAUAUUCGGUUUUGAAUAACCAACAAAAUAAUGGAAAGCGACCAUUUUGUCAAGAGCCCUUCAAGGUGGCAACCGCAUGCCUCACUGCCUUCUGUCUCCUCUUACUCGUGAUUCUGGUGGCUACAAAUAUUUACAGGAGUUCUUCUGUUCAGGAUCUCCCCUCCAGUCCUGCUGAAGCUCAAAUGCUUAAAACCUGCGCCAACGUGGACAAUCUGACAGCAGAACUGCAGAUUUUGAGAAAAGCGAAGAGUGACCUGGAGGAAGAGAAGUCACAGCUGAAGAUCAAAAUAACUGCGCUAGAAGCAUCGGCUGCUACAAAAUGCACUCCAGUGACAGCGAAAGAUCCCUGUCCAGUUGACUGGCAUUAUUUCGAAGGCAGCUGUUACUUCAUCUCUGACGACAUCACAAGCUGGCCAAGAAGUCAGGCUUACUGCAAACAAAGAGGAGGAGACCUGGCUAUCGUCCUUACAGCUGAAGAACAGACUUUUAUAUGGGACUUGCUGCCACGUGGUCACUGGAACGCCUACUGGAUUGGCAUAACUGAUGAAGAGACAGAAGAUGAAUGGCGCUGGGUGGAUGGAACCAAACUGGUUGGAGGUUUCUGGGAAGACGGCGAGCCUAACAAUCACAUUAAUGAGGACUGUGGCAACAUGGUAAAAACUAUGGUUUUAAGUCGCGUAGCUACAAAGAGCUGGUACGACGCCCCAUGUCACAUGUCCAGACCCUUUAUCUGUGAGAAGAAGGCAGAUGUGUCCUCUUAAUCAUCAUCAUCAUCCAUCUCCUAUCAUCAUCUUCAUCUUAAGUUUCAGGGUGUUUUCAAUAAGAAAUGUUGCAGAAUGAAGAAGGAUUACUGAUAUGAGUUAUGAUUGUACUUUGUAUGCUUGAUCUCAGGAUUUUAACAAUUUUAAUCCAUUAUAAUAUAUUUACUGUUUAAAAUGUAGGGUCAUUUAAUUAAAUCAAUUUACUUUUGUCCACAUUUUAUCAUAAUACUAUACAAAUGUAACUUGGAAAAAUUUUGUGGCAACAACACAUUUACAUUUACUCAUUUACCGUGAAAUGCUUUUAAACAGUAUUGAAAGAGGUCGCAUUUAUUCUGCGCUCUUAUUGGUUGCUUUUCUUUAUGAUUCAGUCCAAGUCAUCCAUUUCAAUAACAUUUUUUGUUUUGUAACAAAAAAAUAUGUUGGCACUAUCACAGAUUUCUCCACAUAACAUUCCACUCAAGUGAUUAUAAACUUUUGAUGGCUUAGUGUAAAACACGGUUUUCAUACUGGGGUCCGGGGAUCUUAUAUUUGCAUUUGUAUUUUUCUAUGUGUUUCCUUAUUACAGUGCCUUUUAUCUCAGGUUUGUAUUCCUUGUAAUGCUGCAAACUAAAUUUAUUGUCAGAGUGGCUGCAGUACGAAUAAAUGUUUAUAAAAAAAAUGUAUUUUAUACAUCAGCAUUAUUCUAAUUGUAGCUGCACGGUCAUUGAUCAAAACAGCAGUAGAAGGAUAUUUUUCUGUCUAAACAUAACUGUAAGCUUUUAGCUUGUACACUACCUAUUUAGUCAUUAACUGCUUGCAUAUCAUAAAAAUCUGACUUUUUCCAUGUUUAAGUACUAUAAUUGAUUCCCCAGUGCUUCUAUCACCCUAUAAAAUAUGAAAAAGAACAACCUAGUAACUUAGUUCUGGUAAACAAUUCUCUGAAAGCAUGUAAAAAAUAGGUCAUUGAAAUUGUGAUGUCAGAAGGGGAUCUUAUUAUAAUAAUACCGCCCCUUAAUCUGCAACUAUCCAACCACAGCACUGCUAUUUAGUGCAGAAAGAGGAAGAGAGAAAUAAUUGACAGCACAAUUGAGUUUUAAUUUCAACAAACCACCAUUAUGGUGAUCAGUGUUUGCAUUUCAUCAGCUCAUUUGCAUUUUAAGAACACACCCAAAACAGGACAUUUAUGCUCACACCUACAAAGUGGCAAUUUUAACAUGCUAUAAUAAAUUAUCUAUAUGGUAUUUUGAGCAAAAACUUCACAAACGUUAUCUGGGGACACCAAAGAUUUAUUUUACA
Molecule: messenger RNA, 2206 nt
Organism: Paramisgurnus dabryanus
Lineage: Eukaryota; Metazoa; Chordata; Actinopteri; Cypriniformes; Cobitidae
Product: CD209 antigen-like protein C
Source: RefSeq, a predicted model, not a curated record